This is a messenger RNA of Purpureocillium takamizusanense, 848 nucleotides long. RefSeq names its product 60S ribosomal subunit assembly/export protein. The coding region runs from base 94 to 687 and encodes 197 amino acids. Gene Ontology annotation, molecular function: mRNA binding. Gene Ontology annotation, biological process: ribosomal large subunit biogenesis; intracellular mRNA localization. Gene Ontology annotation, cellular component: nucleolus; preribosome, large subunit precursor. Lineage: Eukaryota; Fungi; Ascomycota; Sordariomycetes; Hypocreales; Ophiocordycipitaceae. The transcript is spliced from 2 exons. The record is from RefSeq and is a predicted model, not a curated record.
CCGUCCACCACUGUCGAGUCUCGAGCGCCGCCAACGACUGACCACGACGACGACAUUCCCACCUGCCCGUUGUCGCAUCUCCACUCGCUCGCAAUGGCGCCCUCAAGAACACGGACAGUCAAGAACAAGCACUCCGCCGCCAAGGCGGGUGCCGGCGGCAAAGGCGGCGCGAAGCGGUCCGCCACCGACGGCGUCUCCAAGUCCAGAUCCAACAAGCCCAAGAGCGGCCCGCCCCAGGCGCAACAACUAAAGGAAAAGAAUCGCGCCCUACUGCACAAGAAGCCCAAGAAGAAGACGUACACCGAGGCCGAGCUCGGUAUCCCCAAGCUCAACAUGGUGACCCCCGUCGGCGUCGUCAAGCCCAAGGGCAAGAAGAAGGGCAAGGUCUUUGUCGACGACACGGAGAGCAUGAGCACGAUUCUUGCCAUGGUACAGGCCGAAAAGGACGGGCAGAUCGAGUCCAAGAUGAUCAAGGCACGGCAGAUGGAGGAAAUUCGCGAGGCGCGCAAGGUCGAAGCCGAGAAGAAAGAUUCCGAGAAGCAGUCGAAGCUCGAGGACGCGAAGCAGUCGUUGCGCAAGAAGCGGAAGCGCAAGACGGCCAACGAGGAUGGCGACGACUCCAUCAAGAGCCUGACGUCUGCGGGCUCCAAGGCUUCCAAGCCCAAGAAGAAGGUCGCCUUCGCUUGAGACAGGGGGCCAUUUGUGAGGACAUUGACUGGCGUUUGGUUCGGCAUAGUAUGGCGCUCGGAGUUAAAAAGCAUACCAUGGGUGGAGGGUUGUCCUUGAGGGAUCAAAUCUACGAGACCAGCUGUAGAAAUCUUCAGAACAAGUCAGAGUCUCCAUGACGC